Molecule: messenger RNA, 4355 nt
Organism: Glycine soja
Lineage: Eukaryota; Viridiplantae; Streptophyta; Magnoliopsida; Fabales; Fabaceae
Product: cell division cycle 5-like protein
Exons: 5
Coding region: 1122-4013 (963 amino acids)
Biological process (GO): mRNA splicing, via spliceosome
Cellular component (GO): spliceosomal complex; Prp19 complex
Source: RefSeq, a predicted model, not a curated record
CACCGAGACCACUGUAACAACCACAAUGGCGACAUCGAAGGAAGCCAACUAGGGCAACGACAAUGGGAAAGUAAAUGGAACUGCAACAACGACGACGACGCAAAACCACCUAGAGGUAUCAGAAAACCUACUACCACCCAACACUGUGAACCCGCCGUAGCGGCAACGAAAACAUGUCAAACGUCAACAAACUCUCCCUCACUCAGAUCUAGAUACCACAAACCCGGUCUCUUUCUCAAAUCGACAACAAAACCAGCCCACAUUGAUAUGAACAUAGAAAAUGUGGUCAAACUACAAAUAUUACAUAUUAUAGAUCUAUAAUCAACAUGAGAAUGCAAAACGAAAAUAAGUUGUCAAUCAAGUAUUGAUAAGAUUCAUAUCCAGUCUCAGAUCUACAAAUUUAAGAAACCAAUCCAAAAAUCAAUAAAAAUAUAUGAAACAAGUCAAGAUGCAUCUGAAUCAAAAACCGAAAAAACAAAGUGAAAGAAACUCCAGAUUUGUGUUGCUAGGGUCGAAGUCGAAGGGAUCACCACCCAUGAUUUCCGUUCGCGUUGCUCUUCUCGCCGACACCCAUGGUUUUCGUUCAUAGAUCUGUAACUGAUCUUCGCAUGCGACGUCGCACAUAGUAAUGGAAGUGAUACUCACCCUCUAACGCACAUGAUUGUCUCCAUCUUCGCGUCGCUCUUGUGGUGGUUUCGGUGACUCCACGAAGGUUUGGGGUUAGGGCGGUGCCCGAAGAGGAGGGGUGGCGAGGGUUUGAAGGGGGUGGGAGCCAUCAGUUUUCCAAUUAAGAAGAGGGGAAGGAAGAGAAAAAGGUUAAAGGGUAUAAUGGGAAAGAAGGAAAAAAACUAAAAAGAAGAAAAAUUGACAGUCAUAUAAUAUAUCUUUAAAUCUGGUAAUCCAACGGACAUGGAUAACAAAGGGUUUAAGUUGGGCACGCUAGACAUCGUCUUCAAUCACGGUCUAAAGUGACACUGUAGACUCUGGCUCACGCCUUAGACGACGAAGCUCGCUCUGUACUCUCACUCACCUGAACGGAUCCUUCUUCUUCCUUAUCGCGAAAUCCGUUACUUCAAAACCUAAUUGCGUGAGUGUGGUUUCUGAUUUGUGUUGAAGCGAAGAUGAGGAUUAUGAUUAAGGGCGGUGUUUGGAAAAACACCGAAGAUGAAAUCCUGAAAGCGGCUGUUAUGAAAUAUGGUAAGAACCAGUGGGCUCGAAUCUCUUCGCUCCUUGUUCGCAAAUCUGCCAAGCAAUGCAAAGCUCGCUGGUAUGAGUGGCUCGAUCCCUCCAUAAAAAAGACUGAGUGGACGAGAGAAGAGGAUGAGAAGCUACUUCAUCUUGCUAAGCUUAUGCCCACUCAAUGGAGGACAAUUGCUCCAAUUGUUGGCCGUACCCCUUCCCAGUGUCUUGAGCGGUACGAGAAGCUCCUUGAUGCUGCCUGUGUGAAGGAUGAGAACUAUGAGCCCGGUGAUGAUCCUCGGAAAUUGCGUCCUGGGGAGAUUGAUCCAAACCCUGAGUCAAAACCUGCACGCCCAGAUCCUGUUGAUAUGGAUGAAGAUGAAAAGGAGAUGCUUUCUGAAGCACGAGCCCGGUUGGCCAACACAAAAGGAAAGAAAGCAAAAAGGAAAGCUAGGGAGAAACAGCUUGAGGAAGCCAGGAGGCUUGCUUCUUUACAAAAGAAGAGAGAAUUGAAGGCUGCUGGAAUUGAUAUUAGGCAGCGGAAGAGAAAAAGGAAAGGAAUAGAUUACAAUGCAGAAAUUCCAUUUGAAAAAAGGCCUCCUCCAGGGUUUUUUGAUGUUACAGAUGAAGAUAGACCAGUGGAACAGCCCCAGUUCCCUACUACAAUUGAAGAACUUGAAGGGAAAAGGAGGGUUGAUGUUGAGGCACAAUUAAGAAAGCAGGACAUUGCAAAAAAUAAAAUUGCACAAAGGCAAGAUGCCCCAUCUGCCAUAUUGCAUGCCAACAAGCUGAAUGACCCAGAAACAGUAAGAAAGAGGUCAAAAUUGAUGCUUCCACCCCCUCAGAUUUCAGAUCAGGAAUUGGAUGAAAUUGCCAAGUUGGGUUAUGCUAGUGACCUUGCAGGAAGUCAGGAACUUGCUGAAGGUAGUGGUGCAACACGGGCUCUUCUGGCUGAUUAUGCACAGACACCUGGCCAAGGAAUGACUCCGUUGCGAACCCCUCAAAGAACACCGGCUGGUAAAGGUGAUGCUAUCAUGAUGGAAGCUGAAAAUCUGGCCAGGCUGAGAGAGUCUCAAACACCAUUGUUAGGAGGAGAGAACCCGGAGUUGCAUCCUUCAGAUUUUAAUGGCGUCACUCCUAAGAAAAAAGAGAUUCAGACUCCAAAUCCAAUGCUGACUCCUUCUGCAACUCCUGGAGGUGCAGGUCUCACUCCUAGAAUUGGCAUGACACCAACAAGAGAUGGUUUUUCUUUUAGCAUGACACCAAAGGGAACUCCUCUUAGGGAUGCACUACAUAUUAAUGAGGACAUGAAUAUGCAUGACAGCACUAAACUUGAGCUACAGAGACAGGCUGAUAUGAGAAGAAGUUUGCGUUCUGGUUUAGGAAGCCUUCCACAGCCCAAAAAUGAGUACCAGAUAGUGAUGCAACCUGUUCCAGAAGACGCCGAAGAGCCUGAGGAGAAGAUUGAAGAGGACAUGUCUGAUAGAAUAGCUAGAGAAAAAGCGGAAGAAGAGGCAAGGCAGCAGGCAUUGCUUAGAAAGCGAUCAAAAGUCCUUCAACGGGAACUUCCUAGGCCUCCUACAGCAUCAUUGGAGCUUAUAAGAAAUUCCUUGAUGAGAACUGACGUGGACAAGAGUUCCUUUGUUCCACCAACCUCUAUUGAGCAAGCUGACGAGAUGAUUAGACGGGAGCUUCUAAGUUUACUGGAGCAUGACAAUGCUAAGUAUCCACUUGAUGAGAAAGUGAUUAAGGAGAAGAAGAAAGGAGCCAAGCGUGCUGUAAAUGGGUCUGCUGUCCCUGUGAUAGAAGAUUUUGAGGAAGAUGAAAUGAAAGAGGCUGAUAAGUUGAUAAAGGAAGAGGCCCUGUAUCUUUGUGCAGCAAUGGGUCAUGAAGAUGAACCCCUCGAUGAAUUUAUUGAAGCACACAGAACCUGUCUCAAUGAUCUUAUGUACUUUCCUACCCGUAAUGCAUAUGGUCUCUCUAGUGUUGCUGGAAACAUGGAAAAGCUAACAGCUUUGCAGAAUGAGUUUGAGAAUGUGAGAAGCAAAUUGGAUGAUGAUAAGGAGAAGAUGGUACGGCUUGAGAAGAAGGUGAUGGUUCUCACACAAGGCUAUGAGAUGAGAGUAAAGAAAAGCCUCUGGCCGCAAAUUGAGGCCACUUUCAAGCAGAUGGAUGUUGCUGCAACUGAGUUAGAAUGCUUUAAAGCUUUGCAAAAGCAGGAGCAAUUAGCAGCAUCACAUAGGAUAAACAAUCUGUGGGCUGAAGUACAGAAGCAGAAGGAACUUGAGAAAACUUUGCAAAAUAGGUAUGGGAGUCUAAUUGAAGAGCUGGAAAAGAUGCAAAAUGUCAUGGACCAAUGCAGAUUACAAGCACAACAGCAAGAAGAAAUUAAAGCCAACCAUGCUCGUGAGUCAACUGAGACCCCUGAGACCAAGGCUGAUGGAAUUGAUGUACAGGGUACAGCAAAUUGUGAAGCUGUACCUCACUCGGUAGAGCAUGGACGAGCUCUAGCAGUUGAGUCUUCUGCUGAUGGAACUGCUGACCAGCAAGUAGAUAUUGUGCAUGACCAGGCUACUUCUAGUGUCAGUCAUGACAUGGAUGUGGAUUCUGAUAAAUUGGCAAAUCCUACACCAGCUGCAGAGAAUGUCGAUGAAAAAGUGGAAGGUACCGGCACCGGCACCGGCAGCUAUACUGACGAUGGGGAGACCAUGCUGGAAAUGGGUGCUGCAGUGGAAGUAAGUAGCCCAAAUCAUGAUGUAGUUGUGGAUGCUGUAAACUCACAUGAUAACAACAGCAUGGAAGAAACCAAUGCUGUUGGGGAGGAGACGUAUUAGGCCAGACACUGCAUAGCCUGUUCUGAUUUAACUAUGGGGGAUGUUAGAGCGAAUGUUUUAACUGUAUAAAUUGCUUGGAGAGUGAGUCCUCUUUUGUUGGAAGGUAUCUAAAGAUGAGUUUAGUUGAUGGUAAGAUUUGGUAAUGAUCCCUAGUCGAAGUUUGGAACAUAUUAUGAACCGAUAAAUUGCAUGAGCUUUUUGAGAUGGUUGCCCGUUUUUAUUUUUAUUUUUUCUCAAUUUUUGUCCUCUUCUAUAUAAUGGAUGUUGGUAACGUGCUCUUUACAUUUAAGAAUGAUACAUGAUUUUAUAUCAAUGAAUUAGAGCUCGGUUCCUAUUGUAAAA